UUUACGUACCUGGUGAUGUCAUUUGUGAUAUCUGUGAUAUUUUCAUUUUUCUACGGAUGGAAACUAACACUUGUGAUUCUCAGCUGUGCGCCGAUUAUCAUUCUGGCAACGGCAUUUGUUGCGAAGAUGCAAAGCACGCUCACUGAAAAGGAGCUGAAGUCAUAUUCAUCCGCUGGUGCCGUAGCAGAAGAAGUCUUGGGCAGUAUCAGAACGGUGGUGGCGUUCGGUGGCGAGAAGAAAGAACUCGAAAGAUAUCGAGAGCGUUUAGCUGGGGCUGAACUGAACGGUCGUCGCAAAGGCUUGUUCUCUGGAAUCGGUGGUGGUAUCAUGUGGUUCAUCAUCUACUGCUGCUACGCGCUAGCCUUCUGGUACGGUAUCAGCCUAAUUUUGGAAGAUCGUGGAAAAGAUAUCAAGGACUACACGCCCGCUGUUCUGAUCAUCGUACUGUUUGGAGUGUUGGCAGGGGCACAAAAUCUUGGAUUAUCCUCACCGCAUUUGGAAGCGUUUUCCACCGCGAAGGGUUCCGCAGCGACGAUCUUUUCCGUCAUCGAUCGAAAGCCGGACAUCGAUUCGUUGGGUGACGCUGGUCUACGGCCUGGUGUUAUGAAGGGCAACAUACGAUUUACCAAUGUCUACUUUCGCUACCCUGCUCGUAAUGAUGUACAGGUACUGCAAGGCUUAAACCUGGAGGUAAAAACCGGUCAAACCGUGGCUCUUGUUGGGCCGUCUGGCUGUGGCAAAUCGACUUGUCUGCAACUAAUCCAACGGUUGUACGACCCAUUGAGCGGAUCGGUUACCAUCGAUGGGACGAAAGUAAGUGAGCUAAAUAUUGGCUGGUUGCGUUCGUUCAUUGGACUGGUCGGUCAGGAGCCGGUACUCUUCGCCACUACGAUCGCCGAAAACAUACGCUAUGGCAACCCGGACGCCAGCCAGAGUGAAAUUGAACGGGCUGCAAAAAUUGCAAAUUGCCACAGCUUCAUCAUGAAGUUGCCAAACGGGUAUGGGACGAUGAUCGGUGAACGUGGUGCUCAACUCUCAGGUGGGCAGAAGCAACGCAUUGCAAUCGCACGUGCGCUAGUACGAAAUCCAAAAAUUCUCCUUCUCGACGAAGCCACAUCGGCCCUUGAUCCCAACUCUGAACGCCGUGUUCAAGAUGCGCUGGAACGCGCUAGCAAAGGUCGUACAACGCUAGUUGUAUCGCAUCGACUGUCAACCAUUACCAACGCAGACAAGAUCGUGUACAUUGACAAGGGCAUCGUUAUGGAACAGGGCACGCACGAGGAUCUAAUGGCUGCCCGUGGGCUGUACUACGAACUAGUUGUGGCUAGUGGAUCUCAGAAAACGGCCGAAGAAGACGAAAAUGUACCAAUGGCACCGAGCGUACACUCGAUGCGCCAGGAAUCGGUCGAUGAUGGCGCAGAAGCAUCGGAUGACGAGUCAGACAGUGGCAAGUCGGAGGAGAAAAACGAGGAAGAGCAAGAAGAGAUUUAUCCCGUGUCGGUACUUCGUCUGCUCAAGUUAAACUCACCGGAGUGGCACUACAUUCUUUUUGGCUGUGCUGCUGCGAUUGUUGUCGGAGCAUCCUUUCCGGCGUUUGCGGUGCUCUUUGGCGAAAUGUACGGCAUUCUUUCCGUUGCUGAUCCUGAGUACGUAAAGGAAGAAUCGAACUUCUACUCGUUUCUUUUCUUGGUGCUCGGGUUGAUCACGGGCUUGGGCACAUUUUUUCAGACAUAUUUAUUUAAUAUCGCAGGAGUCCGCCUGACGUCCCGGCUGCGUCAAAAGUCGUUCAAAGCGAUCGUAAGCCAGGAAAUGGCCUGGUUCGAUGAGGGACGGAACGCAGUUGGAGCACUCUGCGCCCGUCUCUCAGGUGACUGUGCCAGUGUUCAGGGUGCUACGGGUACUCGCAUUGGAUCGCUACUACAGGCUGCCUCGACCAUUUGCAUUGGUGUGGGCAUAUCGUUCUUCUACUCGUGGAAUCUGACACUCGUCUCGAUCAUCGCCAUCCCGGUGACGCUUGUUUCGAUUACACUCGAAUCGCGGUACACGCAAAUGAGCGGACUGAAGGAGAAACAAUCGCUAGAGGGGGCGACCAAGCUGGCAGUGGAGGCCAUUUCCAACAUACGCACGGUUGCUAGUUUGGGACAGGAAACACACGUGCUCCAACGCUACAGCAACGAAACGGUCAAAAUAGAUGAAGCAUGUCGUCAGAAGACGCGUCUUCGUGGGACAGUGUUUGCACUCGGUCAGGUCAUGCCAUUUGCUGGCUACGGUCUGGCGUUGUUCUACGGUGGCAAACUGGUGUCCGACAAGGAACUCGAGUACAAGGAUGUGAUCAAGGUCUCGGAAGCACUUAUUUUCGGGGCGUGGAUGUUGGGACAGGCGUUAGCGUACGCACCGAACGUGAACGCUGCUAUUCUGUCGGCAGGACGACUAAUGAAGUUGCUCGAUCGUACCCCUAGAAUGCACAACCCAUCCAGUUCUUGUAGAAGAUUUCUUAGUUCAUGGUCGCCUUUUUUUCACUUCCAGCGCACGGAAGGCGAUAUCAAGUUCACGGAUGUAGAAUUCCGUUACCCAACGCGUCCGACCAUUCCCGUGCUGCAGGGGUUAAAUUUGGAAAUUGGAAAAGGACAAACGGUGGCUCUAGUGGGUCCCUCUGGGUGCGGCAAGUCGACCUGUAUUCAAAUGUUAUUGCGAUACUACGAUCCUGAUAAUGGAAAAGUGGAUAUCGACGGCACAACUACGACGGAGUUUGCCCUCAACCGUAUCCGGUCGCAGAUGGGCCUGGUGUCGCAGGAACCAAUUCUAUUUGAUCGCACUAUCUCGGAGAACAUAGCGUACGGUGACAAUACCCGGGACAUCGCGAUGCCGGAGAUCAUCGAGGCGGCCAAGAUGGCUAACAUACACGAGUUCAUCGUAAAUCUACCGAAAGGAUACGACACAAGCUUAGGUAGCAAAGGCGCUCAGUUGUCCGGAGGCCAGAAGCAACGUAUCGCAAUCGCUCGUGCUCUGGUACGGAAUCCGCGAAUCUUGCUUCUAGACGAGGCGACUUCUGCCCUAGAUAACCAGAGUGAAAAGAUUGUUCAAAAUGCGCUCGAUCACGCGCGUACCGGGCGCACAUGUAUCAUCAUCGCCCACCGGCUGACCACGAUCCAGAACGCGGAUCUGAUUUGUGUCAUCCAGAAUGGCGUCGUCGUGGAAUCGGGAACGCACGACGAACUGCUGACACUGAACUGUAUCUACGCAAAACUGUAUCAGAUGCAGCAGGUAGCGUAGAGGGCUAUCGGCCAGCGUAAGAUGGUGUCGUUCCUAUACUCGCACUGCGUUCCGAAAGCGUUGCGAUGUCGCCAUUUCUUGUGUGACAUAUAUAAGUACAUAUUUAUGGAAGCCUUAAAAACAGUAUUUUAGCUCUCAUGCACGCGAAAAACAGAAACGUUUCUAGUAAAACAUCAAAAACUAACAUCAAAAAUAAAAUCAGCGAUUUAGUCACGACACGUGCCGUAAGUUAUUCGGCAAUGGCACGCAGUAGUAAACCCAUUACGAGGUUUUCGGACCUUAAAUAAACUGAAGAUAAAUUGUGACGUCCCACCUUCUUUCACACCUAUGGCAAAGCCUCCUAUUGAAACGUGGCAAAGUUAUGUUUUUUGCUGCAAACGUACGUGAUAUUCGAAGCGCCUCCGUAGAAAGUAAUCUUUAGUGAUAGCGAUAUUUUGACUAGGGAGUAUACCAUACAAAAACAAACCUAAAAGGAACUAGGACGGGGAAGGUUCAACCUCCCUUGAGUGCCUGACAAUGAUGAUUCUCAACGAUGAGAAGCGCUCUACGCCACUGAAUUGUUGCUGACGAAUUAUUGCGUAUUGUUGCCUUUCUGUAGAUUAGGCACGUAGAUAGGCAGGGGCUCCAGUAGAUACCGCCCUAUCGAAUCAUGCUGUAAUAUUCUUUUAGCGACUCUUAGACACCUAAUUAGUAAUCUUUGGUGAACAAAUCUCAAUCGAAAAAUGUCAAUCUUGCACCCUACAGUAAGCUAAUCAGGCAAAGUUACAGAGUAGCAGCACAUUGAUAGUAGGCCUCAAUAGAUUGAACAUGGUUACCAUGGUCCAAGUGGUGGCGGCUAGUAAAAAAUCCGGUUGAUAGCAAUUAUUUAUAUCUCGGAUGCGUGUGUCUCUCGUAUCGUAAGUGAAUAUUUCAAGUGUAUGCGUGUGUGUACAUAUGCUCAACAUCGUGAUGAAAAACCGAAAUGAAUGAAUGGCUAAUUGCUUGAAUGGUUGCAUGAUUGCUUCAUUGAAUGCACUUUCUAUAAAAUUGUUGCGUUAAAUGUCUUAGGCCAGUUGGCAACUUAAGAUUUGCUACUCUUUUAUUCUCAAAUCCACCAGUUUUAUUAUCAAUUGACUAUUUUCUUAUGCUGGAUGAAAUGCUAAUCUGUUUACUACUAUUACCAUAAUAUUACUAUUAA
Molecule: messenger RNA, 4450 nt
Organism: Anopheles nili
Lineage: Eukaryota; Metazoa; Arthropoda; Insecta; Diptera; Culicidae
Gene: Mdr49
Product: multidrug resistance protein homolog 49
Exons: 7
Coding region: 16-3273 (1085 amino acids)
Biological process (GO): transmembrane transport
Cellular component (GO): membrane
Molecular function (GO): ATP hydrolysis activity; ABC-type transporter activity; ATP binding
Source: RefSeq, a predicted model, not a curated record